Messenger RNA from Apis laboriosa (Himalayan honeybee), 1986 nucleotides. Its product is annotated as sex-determining region Y protein-like. Gene Ontology annotation, molecular function: DNA-binding transcription factor activity, RNA polymerase II-specific; RNA polymerase II cis-regulatory region sequence-specific DNA binding. Lineage: Eukaryota; Metazoa; Arthropoda; Insecta; Hymenoptera; Apidae. The transcript has 4 exons. Gene Ontology annotation, cellular component: nucleus. Bases 920 to 1960 code for a protein of 346 amino acids. Gene Ontology annotation, biological process: regulation of transcription by RNA polymerase II. The record is from RefSeq and is a predicted model, not a curated record.
AAGAACAGAAAAGGAACAAGAUCCUAGAUAUCCCCCACCUCGGACGUAGAGGUGGUCCACGGAACCGCCUCCGCGAUCUACCAUCCAACGUUGGGUGCGUGUGCCAGACGUGUGCUCGUCCGUUUCUGCCUCUUUCGUACGGACCAACCUGUGCGGUGCACGUUCCCUGAAUGAACCUUAGCAUCCUCGUCGAUCCGCGUUCGUCUUUCUCCUCUAGUCGGUCGGACGGUCGGUUAACCAUCGGAAGUAGUUGGUAUCGCGGCAUCGCAACCAAGAUUCUCUCUUAUUCUUCUCCUCUUCGAUCGACGCAAUUUCCAAUUUUAUUAUCGAGAUCUCACGUUUCGUGUCUCGGCCACGGAUUAUAUAUUUUUUAUUUUAUAUUCAUCGCGAAUCCGAAAGGAGAAGAAGAAAAGAUACAUACAUAUAUAUAUGUAUAUAUAUGCGUUGAAGACCGCGAAACUCGGUUCGGAUACGCGUGAACGAUACUCGGAUCGAGUGAGAUAACGAGGGAAGAAGAGGAAGAAGAAGAGGAAGAAGAAGAAGAAGAAGAAGAAGAAGAAGAAGGAGGAGGAGUUGAGAAAGAGUGGCGGAAAUCGAUGGAUUAGGCCGAUAGGAUCCCGUCCGGUCCUCGAGAGGAAGGACAAGGGUCGGUUCGUGAUAAAUUACGGCACGAUAACCUCGGAUUAAUUGGUCCAAUUGGUUUCCUCGCUACGAGAUUCGAUUGCUCGCGAACCACGCGUUGGCUCUCGAUCGCGUUUCACGCGAAGGAAGAGGAAGAAGAAGAACAGUGCGGUUUGAAGAUAAAUCGGCAACGCGAUCGAACAACAAUCGAUUGUCCGCGUCGCACGAAUGUGAACGAGUAACUGUAUCUGUAUCGUACAAGUAAUCUUUUUCGACGACCGAGGAUCCAGGGGGAGAGAUGGAAAGUUAUCAUCACGGUAACGACGUAUCGGGCACGCCGGAAACGGAAGCCGGACCAUCGAGCACCGAACAAUGCAGCAACGAGCAAUGCGCCAACUCGUUGGACGACGCAGUCGGCAAACUGCUUCAAGGCUACGACUGGACCUUGCUUCCGGUCACUUCUCGCGCGGGCGGCCGAAGAAGCGCUCACGUGAAACGUCCGAUGAACGCGUUCAUGGUUUGGGCUCAAGCGGCGAGACGCAGAUUGGCGGAUCAAUAUCCACAACUUCACAACGCCGAACUCUCGAAAACGCUGGGAAAACUGUGGAGAAUUUUAAGCGACGGUGAGAAACAACCGUUCAUAGAGGAGGCUGAAAGAUUGAGGAACGCGCACAAGAAACAACAUCCGCAUUACAAGUAUCAACCGCGUCGACGGAAACCAAAAUCGGAGGAGCAAAUGGGCAUCGUGAUGCAUCGGACCGCCUUAUCCUCCCCUGCCACGUCUCUAGAUUCUACCAACUCGUCCGAAUGCGCGUAUCCUCGUCUGUAUACAGAUACCGGCAUCAAAAUGUACGAGAGGCCGACUUAUCACGACAAUAAAAUCAAUUACGACGUUUCGAGAUCAAGUUGGUCGAACGACACGAGCAAAUAUCCGGCCGAUCAUUCGAUCGUAGAAAGUAAACCGUACGAGGGUGGGAGAUACGAAUCUAAUGUGGCCAAGAGUUGCUACGUGGACGCGAAGUGCUACGAGACGGUCAAAUAUCAUCACGAGGUAUCCGCCGCCGCCGUCAAGUAUCACGAAGCGAUUCCAAAAUAUUCGGAAUUGCAAACGAAACCUUACGAUCUACCAAAAUAUCCCGAGAAUCCCUUAAAAUAUCCCGCUGACGUUACCAGCCCGAGUAAAUCGUACGCGUGCGUACAUGGCCAUUACCCCGCUCCCGAGGGAUACACGGUGCACGAAGAAAAUGAAUAUCAAACGCAGGGAGUCUCGACCCAUUCUUUUUAUCCGUAUAUUUCCGCAUCCAUGACGCAACCACCUUAUUACAUGGGCCCACGAUAAAUCUGGAACUAACAUCGGGAAUGGAU